Phodopus roborovskii (desert hamster) is the source of this 2816-nucleotide messenger RNA. It is a transcript of the gene Cap2, whose product is annotated as cyclase associated actin cytoskeleton regulatory protein 2. The transcript has 13 exons. Gene Ontology annotation, cellular component: cytoplasm. Gene Ontology annotation, biological process: regulation of adenylate cyclase activity; cell morphogenesis; cytoskeleton organization. Bases 119 to 1552 code for a protein of 477 amino acids. Gene Ontology annotation, molecular function: actin binding; adenylate cyclase binding. NCBI's taxonomy places the organism in Eukaryota, Metazoa, Chordata, Mammalia, Rodentia, Cricetidae. The record is from RefSeq and is a predicted model, not a curated record.
GGCUCAGGCUCCCGUGCAGGGGGGAGGCGGAGGCAGCGCAGGGCCUGCGGGGAGGAGGGCUCCAGUGACCGAAGCCGGCUUUGCAUCACCGAAACCGGGACCUGGGUUCCGCAGCAGAAUGGCAGACAUGCUGGGACUGAUAGAGAGACUGGAGUGUGCAGUCAGCCGGCUGGAGCAGCUGUCUGCGUGUUCACAUGGGCCUCCUGGAGACUGUGGAGAAGUCAAUGGUGUCAAUGGAGCAGGCAUGGCACCGUCUGUGGAAGCCUUUGACAAGCUGGUGAACAGUAUGGUGGCGGAGUUCUUGAAGAAGAGCAGAGUCCUUGCCGGUGACGUAGAGACUCAAGCGGAAAUGGUACACAGCGCUUUCCAGGCCCAGCGUGCUUUCCUUCUCAUGGCCUCCCAGUACCAACAGCCCCAGGAGAAUGAGGUGGCCGUCCUUCUGAAACCCAUAUCCGAGAAGAUUCAAGAAAUCCAGACUUUCCGAGAGAGAAACAGGGGGAGCAGCAUGUUCAACCACCUCUCCGCAGUCAGCGAGAGCAUCCCCGCCCUGGGGUGGAUAGCUGUGUCCCCCAAACCUGGUCCUUAUGUCAAGGAGAUGAAUGAUGCUGCCACCUUUUACACUAACAGGGUCCUGAAGGACUACAAACACAGUGACCUACGCCAUGUGGACUGGGUGAAGUCUUACCUCAACAUCUGGAGCGAGCUUCAGGCCUACAUUAAGGAGCACCACACCACAGGCCUCGCUUGGAGCAAAACAGGCCCUGUAGCACCCACGGCAUCCGCGUUUUCCGUCCUCUCCUCUGGGCCUGGUCUCCCACCACCACCUCCACCACCACCUCCUCCUGGGCCGCCUCCACUUUUUGAGAAUGAGGGUAAAAAUGAAGAGUCUUCUCCUUCUCGCUCAGCUUUAUUCGCCCAGCUGAACCAGGGAGAAGCCAUCACAAAAGGGCUCCGGCAUGUCACAGAGGACCAGAAGAUAUACAAGAACCCCAGCCUGAGGGCUCAAGGACAAACUCGAUCGCCAACCAAAACCCACAAUCCAAGCCCUACAUCUCCAAAAUCAAAUUCUCCCCAGAAACACGCCCCAGUGUUGGAGCUGGAAGGGAAGAAAUGGAGAGUGGAAUACCAAGAGGACAAGAAUGACCUUGUCAUCUCAGAGACUGAGCUGAAACAAGUGGCUUACAUUUUCAAAUGUGAAAAAUCCACUCUUCAGAUAAAGGGAAAAAUAAAUUCCAUCACUGUUGAUAAUUGCAAGAAAUUUGGCCUGGUGUUUGACAACGUGGUGGGCAUUGUGGAAGUGAUCAACUCCAAGGACAUUCAGAUCCAGGUAAUGGGGAGAGUGCCAACAAUUUCCAUUAAUAAGACAGAAGGCUGCCACCUGUACCUCAGUGAAGAUGCACUGGACUGUGAGAUCGUGAGUGCCAAGUCGUCUGAGAUGAACGUCCUGAUCCCUCAAGGUGACGAUUAUAGAGAAUUUCCCAUUCCUGAGCAGUUCAAGACUGUAUGGGACGGAUCCAAGCUGGUCACCGAACCCGCAGAAAUCAUGGCCUAACUUCCAGGAGCUGUCCUUCCCUGAGACUCCUCUAGCAAACAAACAGAAGCAAGCAGCUACUAGGAACUAGAUUUCAUCCUCACCCUCUGUCAGCCCCCUGCAGCUCCGUGCUGUGGAAACAGUGUCUCUUCUGGUACGCUUCUGUGGGCAUUUUGAAGUAUUUAACAUUUAAUCAUGAUUUGUGUGUGAUUUUAGUUCCACGUGAGCACAGCAGAAUUAAAGGAGAAAGAAUUCUGGUCCCACCCUAUCAUGAAUGCCACAACAGAUAGUAAAAUCCCUGCUCACGUCUUUACUUAGGUUUAAUUGCUAGUUGCAAACUGAAGCCUUAGAGCAACCAUGUGUGUUUUUACCUUCUAGACAAUUUUAAUAUGAUAAAAUACUCUUGUGCCCUAAAAAAUAUGACUCUAUUUUUAAUUUUUACAUGUUCAUCUUUAUCGGUGUGGCUAUCUAGUCAGCAUGAAUACAUAUUUCAAUCCAUGCUUUUAUAAACACACACACAUACACACACAGGAAAAGUCCAAAGACCAAACUUGGUUUCUUGGUCCUGGGAAGAACAAACACCUUUACAGUUACUGAAAAACGAAAGAAAUUCUAACUUUUUGUGUUAAAUACUUCCCUGAUACGUCACUUGAAAACCCUCAUCUGUCUGCAUAUCCUGAAGCCAAAGGGCGGGAGGGGGACACAGUCCUCAUUUUGCUUUCUAAUACCUCACAGCUCUGCUCCAAGAAUAGCUCAGCCUUUGCUUUCCAGUUUUAAAGUCGCUCAUACUUUCCAACGCCCCAUACCCGCUGGAAUGCUUGUUAAAGAUGUCCUUUUCUGUCUACUGGGCUCACCAUUGCUAUCCAGCCUCAAAGAUGAAGGCCAGAGAGCCAGACUAUUGCCUCUUGCACUGUUUGUGGUUUGGCUCCGCUCAGGUUUUCUAGUCUUGAUAGUUCACGCUUUUUCAAGUGAGUAAUGACGCUCCUCGGCUUCUCUUCUCUGCACAGCACUGGGAACUCUGCGGUUCCUUGGGUCAUAUUGUAGCGUGACACUUUUGGAACCAAUAGGAGCAUCUAGAUUGUGCCUAUGAGUAUCAUUUUCUCUGAAUAUCAUUUUCAUUUUUUUGAAUAGCUUCUAUAUCCAAUUAGUAUCCAGAUCACUGAUGUUCGUGUAUCAAGGUUUUGCUAUAAGAGUUCUGUCCUUAUGAACAACAUUGUGGCUUUAGUAAAUAUCAUUUUUGAACAGUAAACUUAUACCAAGUAAAAACUAAUUGUUUAAAUCCUGA